CACGAUAGGCAAGUUCAACUCCUUCCUGAGCGGGGGCUGUCCGGACGGCUGGAUGUCCGUAGAAGAGAAGUCGCGACCGCUGGCGGGUGGACUCUGGUGCGGCACCUCGUGGGGACCCGUCCUCUACUACUCAGAGACCGACUCCCUCAGCCUCCACAUCACCCUCCUCACUCUCUCCUCCGACCAGAACGGUUACAACUUCGACUUCAGGAUAUCCUACAAGAUGCUGUCCAGGACGGUCGCCACCACCCGCUUCGGAGGAGUCAUCAUCAGGGAUCUCGAAGACAAGUCUUUAGAGGAAGCGAAUAACAUCGAUCUAGCUACCAACCGUAGUCAAUUAGAGGGAGAAUAUUUUCUCGGUAACAGGAUAGGAAUGACCUACUGCUCGAGGAUGUUCAGCGACUGCGACAGGAAGGACUGCCGCCUCCAGAGCCCCAACUUCCCCGGGGUGUACCCCAGGAACAUGACCUGCUACUACGCGGUCCGCCAGCAGGCGAUCCCCAAGGGCAAGCACGCCCUCAUCUCGGUGUACCAGCCCGAGGGGCAGCUGGUCAACAUCAGGAGUCAGAGCGCCCUCUAUAUCGCUCCAACUCAAACAUCCAACAGUCACUUCAAGAGUUUGAAGGUGUGGGAAGAGUGUGAUGAAGUGCAGGAUUACGUAACUGUAUAUGAUGGCUACACAACGAGGGAUCCCGUCCUCCUUCGUUUCUGCGGUGGGGGAGCAUCUGUACCAAGGGCUGUGUCUUCUGGUCCCGAACUACUUGUAGAAUUUUCAACCUCGCCUUAUGGCACAUUCCUUUAUCCUGCGACCAUCCCUCAGCCUCUUCAUGGUUUUCAGCUUAAGGUAGCUGUAGAGUUUGUUGAUCGUGAAGAACCAUUGUAUACAAGGAAUAAGAAAUGUGAGUUCUGGUUAUCAGGUACCGGUCACGGUGUCCUCGAGAGUCCAAGAAACUCAUUGCCUCCUAACACAACGUGCCUUUAUCAUUUUUGGGGAGCUGUUCCAGGGACCACUGCACCACCUAAACAACACCCACGACCACCCAGGUAUAGAGUAUGGCUUUCGAUAUUAAAAUACCACGUUGGACUUUCACCAAAUGAAGAAAUGCAGCCUCAAUAUUCAGAGAAAAAAGAUGUGGACUGUUCCACUAGUCUCAAUAUUUGGGAUGGUACUAUUAAAACAGCCCCAGCCUGCGCAAAAGAGAACUGUAAAGACACCUCCCAACAAACUGUGAUGAAUUCAGGAGUAAAACUUUUAGCAAGCUACUGCCAGCAACAAAUUCCAAGAUCAUGUGACCAUCAACUUCUCUCGAACCUUACGAGACCCUGUACCCUAUCUGAAAGUUUCCUCUCAUCGGGAGAUUCAGCGACUCUGGAACUAAAGAUGGUGGAAGCUACUGUUUUAAGACGAGUAUCCUUCAAAGCUCUCUAUGAGUUUGUGGAUUUCCAUCAGGACGGAGAACAGUAUGGGAUUGGCAAGUGUUCUCGUAUCUUCACCCCACAUCAAAUUCAUCCGUCUAUUCAAUACACAGCACAAAAUUUCGCUUCUCCAAGAGAAAUAUUUUUGUUUGGACGAGGUGGCUCAAAAAAUAUAAGUUGUAGAUAUCGAUUUGAAGCCCAGAAAGGAGAACGAGUUAGGCUGACUUUAACUAAUCUCAGAGCAGGAAACAGAAGUGAUUGUGAGACACAAAAUGAAGGAGGGUGGGGGCGCUUAGAGUGUGUCGGAAAACCUUCUGCUUUUGUACAAAUCCAAGAGGUACCGGUUUCUGGCUCAGAAAUAUUUCUUCCAAAGGACUGCCUAUGCACAAAUGCUGAACCGUUUCUUCCAUUCACAUACACUUCCAACAGUCAUAUAGUUGAAUUACACUUCAUCGUUAAUAAUAUGUCCCACUUUGACGACUACACAAACUUAGGUUUUGAAGGUACGUGGGAGUUUGUGAGGAGGCCUCCUUGUGAAAAAAGAAAACUGCUUCAUGGUCCAUCUGGUGAAAUAAUUUUCACUGCUCCAAGUCAAUCAAGGGAAGAUAUUAAUUGUGAAGGGCAACCAUGGGUCAUAGAACCAAGUCAGGCACGGUACUUGUAUGUAAAAGUUCCCGGAGUAGUUGUUGGAAGGUCCGGUAACAAUGCCAGGGAUCGGAGGUAUUGCUACACUGAGAAUAGAAUUGAGCUUCACAGUCAGUCUACUCACGUUAUGGUGUGUCCAACUCCAGACAGUCCUAACAAUAUCGUUGAAAUAUUCUCUGAUGGAUGGGUGAUAGCUAACUCUGCUGAACGACUUCCUCCUGAUUGGGCGAAGAAUGACAAGAAAGAAUCAAGAAACAUAAUAGUCGAGUUUUCUGGACGUCAAGCUGGAGUUUACAUUGUUACUUGGCUAGAGUUAAUAAGAAGGAGAACUGAAGAUACAACGAUGGGUCUUCUAGGAGACUGUCCUUUCAAGUGUCCGGAGUUAGAUGCUUGCAUCAACUCCACUCUGUGGUGCGAUGGAACCUCCAACUGUCCUUCCGGCUUCGAUGAAUCGCCAAAUCACUGCCUCCCCCUGCCUCCAGUUCAACUGGCACUGUUAUCAAUAAUCAUACUGAUCUCAAUAUCACUUGUUGUUACUUUCCUAUGUAGGCUAAGAAAGGGAAGAAGAAGACAAUCGCUGAAAUCACUGCCAUCAGAUACCGAUACCAUUGUGUCUUCUUCGGGUGGGAAAGAGGUGAUUUGCUGACCCAGUACCAACAGUUCUGAACGUUGCCUAGAGGAAGUGGACAGAGUCACUACUGUGUGACGUUUUAAAUUUCCUAGUCAAAGUUGGAACCUUUGGUAUUGUCAUAUGACGUAUGUGUAAACAUAUUAUAGUUUCCCAAACUGCCGGUCAUUAUAAAAUAAGAUUACUACAUUAUUUAUUUCCACCCAUUUCAACAACAAAUGAAUCAUUAUUUUUGUUAUUUCAUAUCUAAACUUGUUUCCUACUUCUAUAAUUAAAUUUUAUAAAAAUUAUAAACAUUUCAUAGACAACUAAUUAGAAAACAAUAAUGAAAAAUUAUUUAUGACACUAAAGGUUCUAAAUUUUGUUUAUGAAAUUAAAUUAGGUGCCUUCCAUGUUCAGAACUGUAUUUAAGUAUUUAACAUAAGAUCUCAAUUAAUAAAAUAAUGAAUAAUAACAUUAAACAAGUUAACAUAUAAAAUACGCAAUACGAUUAAUAUAUAUUUUUAUAUAGCCUGCUUAAGAUUAUUAGAAUCGAACUUUAAAUGGAUAUAGAGUAUUCUUUUUCUAAAAAUCGAUGUCUGUACUGGAGAACUUUAUAUUAAACUUUAAACAAUUAGGGUUCUACAUAAAAACUUUUUAUGAAAUAGAGUUUUUCUUAGAAUUUUUUAAUAAAUAGAAUUCAAACUCUGUAACUUAAAGUUUAAGAGAGGUCUAUUUUGUGUUU
Molecule: messenger RNA, 3413 nt
Organism: Nezara viridula (southern green stink bug)
Lineage: Eukaryota; Metazoa; Arthropoda; Insecta; Hemiptera; Pentatomidae
Source: the annotation of a GenBank genome assembly